Echinococcus granulosus is the source of this 303-nucleotide messenger RNA. RefSeq lists its product as hypothetical. The record is from RefSeq and is a predicted model, not a curated record. NCBI's taxonomy places the organism in Eukaryota, Metazoa, Platyhelminthes, Cestoda, Cyclophyllidea, Taeniidae. The transcript is spliced from 2 exons. Bases 1 to 303 code for a protein of 100 amino acids.
AUGAAUAUCCUUAACUAUCACCUCGAUAUUGCCAAAAUGAGUGGAAGUUUGUCCUGUUACCAACGCUUGAUUACAUCAGCUGCGUGUUUCGAAGUUCUUAAGCCUUGUCUUUCUUCUUCACCUCUAUUCCUUCCAUUCAUGAAUCCAUUCAUUCCUACACUCCUUUACUAUCCAAUCUCCAUCCACGACUUCCUUCUCAUCGACCUCUCGGUCUUUAAUCCCUCACUCACCUGCUCGGACUGCUACUGCUGCUUCAAUCCCCUCAUCAUCUCCUUCACCUACUCACCGUCCCAAAUUAUUUAA